GUCCGCCAGAGCUCGCGACGGUUGCAACGCUGCUACGGCGGACUGGCAACGCGAGUCGCUCUGGACCUGCACUCGACGCCGGCGCGCUGCAUCAUCCAUCUCACCACCGCGCUGCCCUGCCGAGGUGACCGACCCCUCCUCCUCAUUCAGCAAUCCCUUUCCACGUUCCCUUCCAAGCCCGGUUCCACGCAGAAAGACGCGUCCUGGUAAAUCUCGGGUAUCGAGGGACAAAUCUUGCAAAUAUGUGCGAAUCCGACCGGUCCAUCCGCAUAUCGGAGCCUCAUUCAAUUCGCGCUCCUCGACCCGGCUGCGUUCCCCUCCCCCUUCUUCUUCCCCCACGUCCUCGCUCGUUUUCGAUGUCCACCUGAGGCGCUUCUCCUCCCGCUCUUUGGCUGCUAUAUACCUUAAUUUUAUAAACCUCUCGCUCGCAUGUCUGGUUCUGGUUCCACUACCCCGACGCCUAAUACUCCACACACACUACGCGUCAACACGCCUGCUUCACGGUCCCCGACGACCUCACGACUCUCAACGAGCUCGAUCCCCGCUCCGCCCCCAUCGGAGUCGCAUUCAGAGCAAGCACACCGAUCGGGCUACCGCCCCCUCGAUCCCGUCCACGAACCCCAGCCCUCCUCUGCGCGCGCCGACGCACCAGAACCAAGCUAUCACCAGCGAUCCACCGCCGCACCAUACCCUGGAGAGCAGCAGAUAUCGCUCUCCGAAGCCCCCCUGAGAAUGCGCAUGCGGAGCCCGUCCAGCUCCUCGUCGCGAGACGAUCUAGCAGACACGGAGGAGCCAGCCGUCGUCCAACGAUUCGAACAGCCCGUCAUGGGAGAGCCGCCCGCCAAGAAGAAGCGGACUCGCAUGCUUCUGACGCCGUAUCAGUCCUCCGUUCUCAACGCCCUCUUUUCUCAGUCUCGCUUUCCCACCACGGCUAUGCGUGAAGAGGUAGGCAGAUCCAUCGGGCUCAGCGCACGGAAAGUACAGAUCUGGUUCCAAAACCAGCGUCAGAAGGCUAAGAGGCCUCGUAGUCAAGGGACGGCUUCAUCAAAUCAACCGCCGCAAUACGGACCUUUCACCAAUGCACCCCCCAUGGAUCCUGAGGCGGCCGGUGCCGAUCCCGAACUAGGCCUCCGUGAGAGGCGCUUUGGCUAUCCUGGGCCGCCGCCUUCCGCGGAGGGUGCCCUUCCUAGCGGGCUGCCGACCGUGAUCAUGUUGCCUGAGCCUGGAGGAUUGACUGCGCCGGGAAUGCCACUUUCAGGUCCUGGCGUACCCGGCAGCACGGGUGGGAGAUCUGCGCUCCCUGCCCUUAGCAUUCGUCCUCCCGGACCCUCCGGAUCGCUGCCCAGCCUCCAUCAUGGUUCCGACUCCUCAUCGUACGAAUCCUCAUUUGGGCGUUCACCUCUGACGAGGUGGUCCCCGUACGAAACCGCAUGGGCGCAACGCGGUCGCUACGCAGGUUACGCUUCGGACACUGAUCCAGCCUUAGUGCUUCCACCGCUGCGCUACGAGAAUACUGGGCGCAGGGGCAGCUUCUCGGCACCGCCCACUGGCUAUGCCGAUCCUUCGAGGGCACCAGCUACGCCGACCUCGCCCGAGUCGCCUGCGGGCUCGCAGUAUAGCGACCGCUCACCCUCGUUUGCGCCCAUUCCUCCGCCGUUCACUCUGCAACCGAACCCCAUCUGGGACCAUACGGCCUUCACGUCCGCGUUCACGUUUCCCCGCCAGGCUAGGUCACAUGACAACUCCCCCUCUCGUGGACGGCCAUCCACAUCCUCAGGGUACGGACGCGGACAAUCUCUCACGGCGCCUCUGCGCGGACGAUCCGGGUUUCCAGGAGCGUUGAGCUACGCACCCCACAAUCCCGACGAAGGCGAUCCGGAGCACGGCCUAUCGCUCGCAGUCCGUCAACCGCGCUCGGUUCACCGUUACGAUCCCAUCGCCAGUUCGCGUACGGAGCCCGAAGCCUCCACUUCGUACACAAGGCGCCUUACCCUCCCUGCGUUAGAGCAUCCCUCAGAUGACAUCGACGACGACAACGAAGAAGAAGAGGACGACUGAAACGCCAACUACACCCCUUCCUUAGAGACCCCAAGAUUAAUUCCCGUGGCAUCAACCGGGACGCACGCCCUCUUUCAAUGACUUGAUCGACUCCUCCACGCUCUUUUCACGACUCUGAUACGUAUCAUAGGACAGGGUUCUCCCUCGUAAUCCCGUCCUUGCGACUAGGCGGCACUAUAAUCAUCCACUCGCUUUCGUUUGUUCGCACUCUCCUACUGCUUCCUCCUUUACUUGCGCUCCUGUCUCGUCGCGGACGCACAUCCAUGAUCUCAUUCGAUCGAUAUAAUCGC
Messenger RNA from Punctularia strigosozonata HHB-11173 SS5, 2348 nucleotides. RefSeq names its product homeobox-domain-containing protein. Gene Ontology annotation, molecular function: DNA-binding transcription factor activity, RNA polymerase II-specific; sequence-specific double-stranded DNA binding. NCBI's taxonomy places the organism in Eukaryota, Fungi, Basidiomycota, Agaricomycetes, Corticiales, Punctulariaceae. Bases 733 to 2058 code for a protein of 441 amino acids. The record is from RefSeq and is a predicted model, not a curated record. The transcript is spliced from 4 exons. Gene Ontology annotation, biological process: regulation of transcription by RNA polymerase II. Gene Ontology annotation, cellular component: nucleus.